Drosophila persimilis is the source of this 812-nucleotide messenger RNA. RefSeq lists its product as uncharacterized. The coding region runs from base 99 to 596 and encodes 165 amino acids. The transcript has 2 exons. NCBI's taxonomy places the organism in Eukaryota, Metazoa, Arthropoda, Insecta, Diptera, Drosophilidae. The record is from RefSeq and is a predicted model, not a curated record.
GGAUCAUCGUCGUCGUCUGGAGCAGAGUGUUUGGCACGGUGCGCAACCGUACGGCGCUGGAUGAGCGCGUGUGUAAGGUGCGGCAGGAGACGUGGACAAUGCACAGCGCCGUGCAGAGUGGAUGGAGCGAUCGCCGUGGUCCUCCAGGUGGCCCGGGAUUCGGCCAGAUUUGUGUGGCGAUGGUUGCCAGCAGCCAUGAAGUGCAGGAAAACCACCCCUGCGUGGAUUCGGAUGCGCCAUGUGUGCAGCGCAAGCGUGUCCAAAUUGGCAUUCAUAGCCAACCAGCAGCCGUGAUGACUCUCGUCCGCGGAGCCCUUCUGGAGGCCGGAUGCCGUGGUGACGCCCAUGAGAAAGGAUCAGAGGAGCAACUAGGGGUGUCGCCCGGUGUCGCAAGCGUGUUUGUACACGCUUCAGGUACAACGACAAUGUCCACCACAGGAACAUUGGACUUGCUGCGGCCGGAUUGCGGCGUCCCAGUGAGCGGCGCCUUGCUGCACCAAAGUGCGGAGUCACUGUGGCGGUGUGCGCAAUGUGCCGGCCGGCAUCAUCGUCGUUGUUGUGGUCAUCGUCAUCUGAGAUGGAUUGGACAUCGGUGAUGAUUUGGACGUCGUCGUCGUCGUCAUCUGAGAUGAUUUGGACGUCGUCGUCGUCGACCACCCGUUCAAGGCGCCGUCGGACUUGCUCCAGUCCGUGGUCCAGAAGUGCCUCUUGCGGAUUGCGUCGAUGGCUGUCGUCCAGGGUGCGUGAGCUGCUGCUUGCAGCCCGUGUCUGGCAACGAUGAUGUGACGUCUGCCGGUUGCUGCUCGCCAGAA